UUCGUAGUGCAUGGGCGCUGCGCUGCGGGGUCGUGGUUGGUCGUCGUGCAUUGCUAGCGUACGGGACCUAGAUUCGUUUGGAUGUGGCAUGCCUGGUCGAACAUCAUUUCCAAACGGUUGCCCGUGAAUUCUGCACAGUGAAUUCUACUCAUUGACUAGCAUUGCUGUGAUAUACCAACAAAAGCGUUAAGACCCACACGAUGUGCACCGAUACAUUGCAAGCCAAUCGCGACCUCCUGGACCCUCAUUUUGACGGCUACAAACUGUCCCUUGACCCUCUCCCAAAGUAUUCCGUCGAUGUAGAGUGUGGUAUCGAUGAGGUAAAGCUGCGGUCCGAUCAGUACACCUUGCAGCAUGUCAAGGCAUUUGGUAUUCACAACCAUUUGGUACAUGACCAGUGGAAUCCCAACUGUGUCUUCUACAUUGACAAGCGAUGGAGAGUGGUUCAACACAGAGUUGUAUUGGAGUCACAGUUGCAGCCUGGCCGAGUCGUCUUUGAGAUCAGCCACGAAUGCGAGCAGCGCAGCAGACCGAGGCAUAACGCCACGCUACACUUCACUUCCGCGGAGCUCUGUCUCUUAGCCGAUGGGGCAGGGGCACUCUACUUGCUGGCUACGGGUGACAGGGAUUGUGCCGAUCUAUCCACAUGGCAGAUACUGUAUAGUGAGGAGGUCUGCAGUCCUGCCACGCCCUUCGUGUUGCUGCACUCCAUAGCGCAGGCAAAGUCAGCAUCAUUUGAUUGCUUGCUGCUACGAAUUGAAGAAGAACAAACAGAAAAGACAGGGGAUGAUCCGAACGAUGCAGUCACGACAUCCGGCCAUUUCACUGCCUUGCUGGAUUGGCUGACAAUAGCCAAAGCUGAUGGUGAAUCAUCCCAUCGAGUGAGUCGUAGACGGAGGUUGAAGAGCAAACUGGCGCCGUUCUAUGCUGCCAUUGAAGCAACAGGCCAAGCAGUGUUCCUUGCCGGGGAAGCAGAGUUUACAAUUACUGAAGACACAGCUAAGACCACAACGGGAGUCCAGGAACAAGACAUGGACGUGGAGAAAGACUCUGACACUUCCACUGAAGCAGCUGCUCCUCUGUACACCUGGACCCAAACCGGCGACGACGUGACUCUGGUCUUCAUCCUACCCCCAUCCACACCCAAGUCUGCUGUCAAUCUCACACUGACUGCUGAUACCAUAAACCUCGGCAUCAAGGACGGCGAUGAGCUGCUAAAGGGUGCCCUCUAUAGAGCCAUUGACGUACAGAUGUGCACUUGGAUACAUGAAAAUAGAAAGUUGGAAGUAACACUGGCCAAGGCCGAGGAGGGCUCUAUGUGGACCGAGGUCGUCAUCGGCAACCAACGCGGGGAUUACGUGAUUGAUCAAGAUCAGGCCAGGAUCAUCCAUGAACGACUCGCGCAUCUUACGUCGGAUCAACUUCACCCAGACCCAGUACCAGGAGGCAGUCAGCCAGGGAUAGGGCCCAAUGACUUGGAGGAAUGCGACGCUCUAUCAGACGGAUACUCAACGUUAGUAAGGCUGGACAGAGAGUCACAUACCGUCACAAACAGGGUAAGCCUCAGCAGUCACCAGGUCCUGUUUAACGCCCAGCUUCAUCCGCAGAGGCCACCCUGCAUCUGCCUCCGCCAUGAUGUGGAUGGGUUGCUAUGGCAACCUGGCAUUGGCGCCGACGGGGACCACAGAUCGCCAUGGCAACACACGGCCACCUUCAAUGCCCUGGGCUACGUGCAGGCGUCCAAGAGGGACCGCAAGUACUCCUGCUGUCCGCCCGACUGCUCUUAUGCCUUGGUCUGCGAUUGCGUCCGGCACCUGUAUGUGUACCGCCAGCCGUCGGCCAUCUUGUCUCCGCUGCGAAACCGGAAGAGCGGGCGCGUGGUCAGCCAGAUUGCCAAGCAGCAGCUGGUCAGUCUUGAGACGACCGACGACAUCUUGGGUGUCGCGGCUGCCGAUGACAGACUCUUUGUUUUGACUAACAACCAACUCUGUGUAAUCAGAGUAGCACAGCAAUGACAAAGUUGGCUUUGAUUAACUCUCAGAGGCAAAAACUGUUUACAAAUGAAAAAGUUAUUGUGCACUUGGUGUACUGUUGUCUCUGCAAGUACAGAGUAUGGGGAUCCAUCUUUGUACAAGCUGCCUUACAAACUGUACAUUGCAUUGUCUCCAAGCCAACUUAUAUUCCAAGCUGCCAUUGCACUAUUACUCUAUGGUAGUCCUAUUUUUAUUCAAAUACAUUGUACAAUCUAAUGGAGUGAUAUGUAUGCCCCAUUCACUCUGCAACAAAUAAAGAUGUGACUGUCUUGAAUCAAUCUGCACAUCUGUCCCUGUCAGUUUCUGAACAGUUUAUUGUCAUGGAGAUUAAAGUUAGGGACCUAAAUCAAGCCUAUGAUUUAAUUUUUAAAAAUGGGCGGAUUCUCCACUCGGUCUUUUAGAAGUUAUUUAAAAAAAGAGUAAGUCACACAUGUUCAAAUGCAAAGACAUGAGAUGGCAAAUUCACAUAUUCACAGUAAAAUUCUGUGGUUUAAUAUACAACACAUGAAUAAACGGUGUUCACAUAACUCCCAUCAA
Molecule: messenger RNA, 2570 nt
Organism: Patiria miniata (bat star)
Lineage: Eukaryota; Metazoa; Echinodermata; Asteroidea; Valvatida; Asterinidae
Gene: nudcd1
Product: nudC domain-containing protein 1-like
Exons: 10
Coding region: 201-2015 (604 amino acids)
Source: RefSeq, a predicted model, not a curated record